GCAGGAGCUGGGUUGCAGGGUUGGCGGAAGUGCCGCGUAUCCCCGGUGCCAUCCUCACCAGUCAGACAUGGAGCGGGUCGGGAUGCAGCUGCCGCAGGGCCCGGGCACUCUGUGCUUCGAUAAAAACGAGUUUAUGAAGGAUGGGUUUGACGUUGACACCUUUAUGUCAGAAUGCCGAAAACGUGUGCAGCUGGAAGACCUCAGAGACGAUCUGGAACUUUAUUACCGGCUUCUGAAGACUGCCAUGGUAGAACUAAUUAACAAGGACUAUGCAGACUUUGUGAAUCUGUCCACAAACUUGGUGGGAAUGGAUAAAGCGCUGAGCCAACUGUCAGUACCUCUAGGACAACUAAAAGAAGAAGUACUGAGUUUAAAGACAUCUGUAAGUGAUGUUAUCCAAGCAGUGGAUGAGCGUUUGGCUAAACAAGAUGAUAUUCGUAAAAAGAAGAUGUGUGUUUUAAGGAUGAUUCAGGUUAUUCGUUCAGUUGAGAAGAUUGAAAAAAUUUUGAAUUCUCAGAACAGCAAAGAGAAUGCUUCUGAGCUAAACAGCUCACUGCUGACUGGACAGACCCUAGAAAGAAUUGCUACAGAAUUUAACCAGUUACAGUUCCAUGCAGUCCAGAGCAAGGGCAUGCCUCUGUUGGACAAAGUGAGACCUCGUAUUGGUGGCAUAACAUCGAUGUUACAACAGUCUUUGGAAGGGCUGCUCUUAGAAGGCCUUCAGACGUCCAAUGUGGAUAUAAUUCGUCACUGUUUACGGACUUAUGCUACUAUUGACAAAACCAGAGAUGCCGAAGCAUUAAUUGGCCAGGUGUUAGUGAAACCAUAUGUUGAUGAGGUCAUUGUGGAAAAAUAUGUACAAUCUCAUCCCAAUGGGCUCCAAGUCAUGUAUAACAAACUUCUUGAGUUUGUUCCUCAUCAUUGUCGACUUCUAAAGGAAGUGACAGGAGGUUCCAUAUCAAGUGACAAAGCAGACAUGGUUCCUGGUUAUGACUUUUUAUUGAACUCUGUCUGGCCAGAGAUUUCCCGUGGCUUAGAAGAAAAGUUACCAUCACUCUUUAGUCCAGGAAAUCCAGACAUUUUUCAUCAGAAAUAUACAAUAAGCAUGGACUUCGUGAGAAAAUUUGAGCGCCAAUGCGGGUCUCAGGCUAGUGUGAAGAGAUUACGUGCGCAUCCCUCCUACCACAGCUUUAACAACAAGUGGAAUUUGCCCGUGUAUUUCCAGAUAAGGUUUAAAGAAAUAGCUGGAAGUCUAGAGUCUGCAUUGUCUGCUGGGCUAGAAGAUGCACCUGCGGGAAGCAAAUAUUGCCUCCGGGCUUCACAUGUACUAUCGAAAUGCCUGACAGAAUGCUGGUCCGAUCAGAUCUUCAUACCUUUACUUGCACAUCGUUUUUGGAAACUAACAUUACAAAUGUUCUCCCGUUACUCUCUCUUUAUUAAUGAGCUGGCAUCUCGAGUAACUUCAGAAAGAGUUAUAAAUGAGAAUAAAAAUCCACUAUUGCCCAGUAAUAGAGACUCAGCCCCUUCACCUGCCACCAGUGAGGACCAAACAAGUGGAACUUCUCCAGAGGCCCAGUCAUCUGUUAUUACCACUCGUCGGCUAAUGCUUAUAGUAGCUGAUGUUGAAAAACUAAAGGAUGAGUUACCAGAACUAACAGACGUAAUUAAACAGAAGCUUGAUCAGAUUGGUUUUAAGGACUUCUCCAUAGUAAAAGGAGCCUUGGAAGACACUUGCAAUGCAUUAUCCACACCUCUGUUGGCAAUAAAUAACAAAAUUACACUUGACCUUAGUGAGUCUUGCAUUGUAUAUUUAAAAGGUGCUCUGGAAAUCCCCAGGCUUUACAGGAGGACAAAUAAGGAGGUACCAACAAAAGCUUCCCCAUAUGUAGACAAUGCUGUUAAACCCCUUCAUCAGCUUCAAAAUGAAUACAAAACUCUCCUCAGUCAGUCAGUCAGAGAAAAAUGGCUGAAAGGUGCGCUUUCUGAAUGUGCACAAAGGUAUUUUGACACUGUAUCAGAUGUCCUCAGUUCUGUGAAGAAGAUGGAGGAAAGUCUGAAGAGACUUAAACAAGCUCGUAGAAACACAACAGCAAGUAACGCAUCAAAUGGUGGUGUUGGUGAUGACAACAAAAUAAGACUUCAGCUAGCACUCGAUGUUGAAUAUAUGGGAAAUCAGAUACAGAACUUGGGUUUGCAGACUGAAGACAUAAAAUGCUUUCCGGGUCUUUUAGAGUUGGUUCAAGCUGCCAAGGAACAGGCAAUAGCAGAACAAGGAUAACUAUGAUUGUGCUGUAUCAGUGAAUAAUAUAUAUACAUAUAUUGGCAUAUUUUCAUUUGUAAGACUGAAGGGAGUAAAUCAUGUUGUGAUGUAUAUAUAACUUCUUUUGAUUGCAACAAAUUGUGUUUUUGCAGAAAACCAAGAAAUAUGUUGUUCUACCUAAUAAAUGAUUAAAAUAUCCUGUACAUACAAAA
Messenger RNA from Pelobates fuscus (common spadefoot toad), 2472 nucleotides. RefSeq names its product component of oligomeric golgi complex 2 (gene COG2). Gene Ontology annotation, biological process: protein transport; Golgi organization; intra-Golgi vesicle-mediated transport. Lineage: Eukaryota; Metazoa; Chordata; Amphibia; Anura; Pelobatidae. The transcript has 18 exons. The record is from RefSeq and is a predicted model, not a curated record. Bases 68 to 2278 code for a protein of 736 amino acids. Gene Ontology annotation, cellular component: COG complex; membrane.